GAUACCCAGCUCAUUCUGAAGCUUCGCGUUUCAUUUCCCAGACUUCCAAUUCUUCGUGAGACUUGGCAACUAUUAUCGUUGUCAUCAUCACCGACUUGUAAUUACCGUAGCAACUUCCAUCGCUACUUCUAGUCACGCAACCCUCGAGAUUACUUCUUGUUUGCUUCUUUUGCAUUUGCAAAACAGAGAUACCCCAUACACCAACAAACUUAUAAUCACCCUCAUCAUCAACCAUGUCGACCGAAGCCACCAAGCCCACUGUCGUCGCCGACGCUCCGGCUGCCGUUGUCGAGGUCACCAAGCCUGAAGAGACCACCACUCCCGCAGCUCCCGUUGUGGAGGACAAGCCCGCUGAGACGGCUGCCGAACCUGCUGCUGAACCUGCUGCUACUGCUGUGGAGGAGGCCAAGCCGGUUGAGAAGAAGGAGAAGCCUGCUGUUAAGCCCAUCGAGCCGAUCACUGAGGGUUCGUUGAAGUACAAGGCUCCAGGUCUCCAUAUUUCUCACUUCGUUCCUCAGAAGAAGUACUUCUGGCUCGGCACCGAGGAGGCUGUCUCAACCCAGAGCCUUGCCUCGUAUCUUCGUGGCGAAGAGCCGAAGAUCUCUCAGCCCACUGCUGCCUGGGCCUCGCAGACCGGAAAGGGACUGCUGUUCUUCUCCAAGACCGCUGAGCUCAAGGCUACCCCCGCUCACGUGUUCAACCUGGCUGAAAUCACUGACCUCGAGAAAUCCGGCAUCCAAGACCUCUCCUUCAAGCUCGAUGGCGAGAAGAAGGCCGAGAAGCACGUCCUCGAGGCCAUCAAUAGCCGUGAGCGUGACGGAUGGUUGUUGGCGCUGAAGGCCGCAUCCGAGGAUGCGAAGGCCAAGAAGGAGGAGAUCCUCAACAGCGAAGGCUACAAGGCGAGCAUUGCUGAGCUCGGCAAGCCAAACACCGUCGCUGCAGUUGCCCCUGCCACCGCGGCUACCACCAAGGACAAGGCCGAAAGCAAGCCCGCCGAAACCAAGGUUGAGGCUGAAACCACCACCCCAGCCCCGGCCGCUGAGAAGAAGUCUCGUUCCAUCAGCCGUGGCAAGCGUGGCAGCGUGUUCGGCUUCCUGAGCAAGAAGGAAGAAGAGGCCAAGAAGGCCGAGGAGAAGAAGACUGAGACCAAGGAAGAGGAGACUCCUGCCACUGAGGCCGCGGCUGCUGUCGAGCCUGCUGUCGAUGCUCCGGCUACCACCGAAGCUACCGAAGCUCCCAAGGAGGAGGCCAAGGAGGAAGCCGCUACCCCAGCGACUGAGACUUCCAAGCCCGCUAAGCGCGCUUCCAUCUUUGGCGGCCUCCAGGAGCGCGUCCAGAAGCUCCGCAGCCCCAGCCACGAGAAGAAGGAGUCUGAAGUUGUCCCGGCCGCUAAGGCGGAGGAGACCAAGGCAGAGGAAACCGCGGCUGCUGCCACUGAGCCCGCGACCGAAACCCCCGCGACCGAGACUCCUGCCGUCGUUGCUCCCGCCACGGAGGAGCCCGUCAAGGAAGCCGACAAGCCCGCUGCCGCGACUGCGACUGCUCCUGCUACUGACCGCAAGCCGUCCUUCAUCUCCGGCAUCUUCAAGCACAAGUCCGAGAAGUCCAAGUCUCCCACCACCGAGACUGCUCCCGUCUUGCCUGCUCCUGCUGCCACGGAAGAGACUCCCAAGCCUGCCGAGGAAGCCGCUCCUGCCGUCCCCGCUAAGGACGAGCCUACCAAGGUUGAAGAGCCCGUUAAUGGCACCUCGCCAACCACCGAGACUGCUGCUCCUGUCGCUCCCACUAAAUCUGAGAAGCGCAGGUCAAGCUUCUUCGGUUCUCUUGGCGGCAGCGUGAAGAAGAUCGGUGAGAAGAAGCCUGCUGAGGUCAAGCCCGUGGAAGCCGCCAAGCCCGCGGAGACUGAGACUCCCGCCGCCACCGAGACUGUUGAGGCUGACAAACCCGCUGAGGCCGUUGCUGAGACCGCUACCCCUGUGGUUGCUGCCACUGAGACUCCCGCCGCCGAGGAGACCAAGUCUGCGGAGAAGAAGGAGGAGAAGACGACCAAGUCCCACGUCUCCAAGGGCCUCUCCGGACUGUCCCGCAACUUUAGCAAGAUUAUCAAGGGCGGCAAGGACAAGGCUGCUAAGCCUACCUCCAGUACCGAGAAGGGCGAGGCGUCCAAGCUCGCUGAGGAGGCCAAGCCCGCCGAUGAGAAGGCUGUCGCGACCGAGGAAACCGCCAAGCCAGCUGAGGAGACCAAGCCUGAGACCACGACGCCGGAAGUCACGAAGGAGGAGAAGCCGGCUGCAAUUGGCGAUGUCACCGCAGAGAGCGUGACCGUGUCGGAUCCGCCGCCAGCGGGGAAGACGGUUCAGGCGACUGCGUAGGUAGACCUUGAUGAUGCGAGGAGGAUGAGCAGCUGAGCUGGAUCGAGCUAGCUAGCUGGCUG
Molecule: messenger RNA, 2434 nt
Organism: Eremomyces bilateralis CBS 781.70
Lineage: Eukaryota; Fungi; Ascomycota; Dothideomycetes; Eremomycetales; Eremomycetaceae
Exons: 6
Coding region: 234-2372 (712 amino acids)
Source: RefSeq, a predicted model, not a curated record